Oryza brachyantha (malo sina) is the source of this 1301-nucleotide messenger RNA. Its product is annotated as cyclin-P2-1. NCBI's taxonomy places the organism in Eukaryota, Viridiplantae, Streptophyta, Magnoliopsida, Poales, Poaceae. The coding region runs from base 366 to 1043 and encodes 225 amino acids. The transcript has a single exon. The record is from RefSeq and is a predicted model, not a curated record. Gene Ontology annotation, biological process: regulation of cyclin-dependent protein serine/threonine kinase activity. Gene Ontology annotation, molecular function: protein kinase binding.
ACCAGCCAUCAAUCAGAUCUGUCCCUGGAUGCGUUUGUCGUCCGCUUGAUCAUAAAUUAGCUCGGGUGAUCGACUCAAUGGAAGCUGCGUGAAGGCUUCAUCUCCGUGUUUCGAUUUAUUUUAGCCCCAGUUUGCCUGUACGUGCUGGGUUUUUUUUUAUGCUGAUAUCUUUGUUCCUUUCUUCCUUCCCGCCAUUGUUUAUAGCUUCUUUUGCUCCUGCGCUUGCCGCCUCCUGGUGUAUAAAGUGUGUGCAUUUGUGUGAGAGUUCGGUGUGUAGUUUAAGUGCUAUCAAGAACCAACCUUGUCGUUCGAUAAGUUGAUAGAGAUCCCAGGCGAGGCCGCAAUCACCAAGAGUUGUUCAGGAGAUGGCUUCCAGUGAGCUGGCGUCGGAAAUGUACGCGCUCCCGUGCGGCGAUGAUGGCACGACGGCGCUGUCGACGCCGGUGGUCGUCUCGGUCCUCGCGUCGCUGCUGGAGCGUCACAUCGCCCGGAACGAGAGGGAGCUGGCGGCCGGACACCGGGAGGCGGCGGCGGCGGAAGGCGAGGCGGCGAGGAGGGCGCGCGCCUUCGACAGCGGCACGGUGCUGGACAUGAGCCUGCGCGCGUUCCUGGAGCGGUUCUCCCGCUACGCGCACGUCUCGCCGCAGGUGUACGUCGUGGCGUACGCGUACCUGGACCGGCUGCGCCGCGGCGGCGACGCCGGCGUGCGCGUGGUGUCCGCCAACGCCCAGCGGCUGCUCACCACGGCCAUCCUCGUCGCCUCCAAGUUCGUCGAGGACCGGAACUACAAGAACUCGUACUUCGCCGCGGUGGGCGGGCUGAGCGCCGCGGAGCUGAGCUCCCUGGAGCUGGACUUCCUCUUCCUGAUGCAGUUCAAGCUCAACGUGAGCGUCAGCGUUUUCCAGAGCUACAGCCGGCACCUGCAGAGGGAGGUGAGCUACGGCGGCGGGUACCAGGUGGAGAGGUGCCUCAGGAAGGCCCUCGUCUCCUCCGGCGAGGCGCGGGCGCAGCAGAGGCAAGCGGCGGCGGCGGCUGCCCAGUAAAAUGUCAGCUCCAGAGCAGCCAUUUCGCGCGUGUUUCGUCACUUGCCGGCCACAAGCGGCCGGCGAGCACAGCAGCCGCACGAUUUGAUCGCCGCCAGCUGCUUCUUGAGAGGCCAGAAGGAUCAAGAUGUAAAUAGUCAUGAUUUGCUCAUGUAUUUAGGACAGGAGUAAUGCAUUGCAACUGUUUCUUCGUGUCGUCACGACAGAUCAGCUUUGCUUUCCGGCAGCUAACCAAAUCACCACCCAAUCUUUAAAACG